CAGUUUAUUUAGACCGCAUUAUCUUGUUUAGGUUUUGUUGUGAUUUGAUAUAAAGCCACGUCUUAAGAUUAUAUGACACAUAAACAGUUAAUACUGUGGGGUUUUCUUGUAUAGUGUAGUAUGCGUGAAUCGGUCGACAGUAUUGCUGCGCCCUUACGCCCUACAUGCGUGGUGGAUUUAUUUCAUUCAAAUACAUCGUAGCUUUACGUUUUUGUGUGGAAGCGUCGACUUUCCGAAGAGGAAAUAUUGUCAUGUUUGUUUGGUUUAAAUCUUGAUUUUUAAAUUCUCUUUAUUUUUUUUUUAACUUUGGAAUGCUUUAAACGGAAAUUAAAGAAGAGGAGAAUUCCAUUUAGGGGAUAUCGCUUUUUGCCUCGUGUAUAUUGUUGCAGUUGAUGGGGGUAUUACAAGGAUUUUCGUCAAGUGCUCUCUCAGUGUGGAAAUAAAUAGUUCUUAUUGUUAAUAAGUGGUUGACACAGAUACAGUGAUCUGGUGUUUUUCUCCUAUUAAUUAGCCAGUUUCUUAUAAUCAUCAAAAAUAGAAAAUAUGAGUGCCGGCAAUUCUCUGAAAGAAUAUGCAUGCUUUUUUCCAAAGUAGAAUAUAUUUGUGACGCGUGUUGUGCAGAAACACUUGAACAUCAGAAGUAUCUAAGUAUACGACAUUUGUUCUUUUUCACUAAUCACCCCAUCGAGUGGAAAUACUUUGGGCACAGUUCAAAAUACCUUUCAGUGAAAUCCUUGUCGUAAAUGCUCCUGAAAACAAUGAGAAAUCUUUCAAACUCUAAAUUUUUCCAGGAGGUUGGUACUUUAUUCCAUAGCGAGGACCAACAAGAAGCCCUGACGAGGAAGGAGCUGGAAUGUAUAGGACUGAUAGCAGCCGAAAAACACAAUCAGAGCCUACAUGUUGGGAUCCAUUGUAGAAGAGCCUGGGACACGGUGAUGUGUUGGCCCCCCACCCCUGCGGGUCAGUUAGCGAUCCAGCCCUGCCCCAGUCACAUUAAGAACAUCGAUACCAGUAAUAAUGCUUCAAGACAAUGUAAUGAGGAUGGUUCUUGGUUUGUUAAUCCGCUCAACAACAAUACAUGGACCAACUUUACCCAAUGCAUCGGGUCAAAAACCAACGAGGACCCUCGUACAGUUCCGGCCCUGAUCGAGCAAUAUGCGGACUCGGUUCGUCUGAUGUAUAACAUCGGGUACGGUCUCUCCCUGGCGUCCUUAGUGAUAGCCGUGUUCAUCAUGAUUUACUUCAAGAAGCUCCACUGUGCUCGUAACGCCAUCCAUAUCAACCUGUUUGUGUCUUUUAUUCUGCGUGCCAUUGUCUCCUUCAUCAAGGAAAAUCUACUGGUAGAGUUCGUAGGAUUUCCCGGUGACGUGUACUAUGACCAUGGUCAAAUUAAAUUUAGAGAUGACGUCACUCAUUGGGAGUGUCGGUUAUUUUUCUCUCUGUAUAACUAUACAUUGGCGGCUAGCUACAUGUGGAUUUUUGUGGAGGCGCUGUACCUCCAGAUAUUGAUAUCUGUCUCUGUAUUCACGGAGAAAAACAGAACUAAGUGGUUCAUGUUACUAGGAUGGUUAUUUCCAUUAAGUUUUGUUGUACCAUGGGUUCUUGUUCGGAUUUUUGAAUUCAAUGAACUCUGUUGGAACAUUCAGAGGAACCAGCUGAUUACGUUAAUUAUAUACGGACCAAUUACGGCCACAGUUCUGAUACAGUUUAUUAUUUUCAUUAACAUUGUUCGAAUAUUAUUCACCAAACUUCAUGCAUCAUCCGGGCAUCAGACAAACAGCUUCCGGUACAGUCACAUUGAUGGUCACAUGAUCAGACGCUUGGCUAAGUCCACGUUGAUCCUUAUUCCCCUGUUCGGGGUUUAUUACAUCAUAUACUCUGUUAAUUACCUCAUGUCAAGCUUCGGCUAUCUAGAUGAGAAGUCCAUGAUGUACUUCAUCUUGUGGUGGUCAGAAUUAUUCUUCAACUCCUUUCAGGGUUUUAUCCUAGCGAUGCUUUUCUGUUUCCUGAACGCUGAGGUACAGGCGGAAUUCAGAAAAGUUUGGCGCCGGCACAUUACGGACAGGACCGGGAGUAUCAGAACAACACGAACAUUUUUGUCCCGGACACGAAAUUCUGUUAAACAACCGACGUCCAAUGGGAAUGCAUCACAUAAAAGCGAAAAGGACGAUAAUCCUAUUAACCAAUCAGAUUCAACGUUGCUUACAUCCUUCCAAAAUGAAACAAACUGUGAAAAUGAAAUUCAAAGGAGAAUUGUAGACACUGAAAUAACGGAGACAGAGACAUCACCGUGUAUAAACAAUAACCAGACAGUGACUGAAAACUGUGAUAAAAAUAACGGAAUCUGUGUCAAGGACGAAUUCGCCUAUAAGUCGAUAUCGUAGUAUAAGUCCAGGGCCACUUAAAUAUUUUUGCUUGUAAUAUUUAAGAAUUGAAUCCUUGAGAAGGAAAAAGAAAUAUAAAAUUUAUGUUUAUCAUCUGAUGAUUAAUAGCGCCAGUUUGGAUAAUCCAAGAAACUUACCAUUUAAUUAAUUGGAUUUAAAUUGGAUUUAAAAGUACUUAUUAUAAAAUGCUUGAAUUGAAACAUAUAGAUUGGGCAAUUUUGUGGUAAUUUCUAAUAGUUUUGUGGGAUGCGUUUAGUAUUCAAGGUAAAUCGAUACA
Messenger RNA from Saccostrea cuccullata (small rock oyster), 2661 nucleotides. Its product is annotated as secretin receptor-like. Bases 744 to 2384 code for a protein of 546 amino acids. The record is from RefSeq and is a predicted model, not a curated record. Lineage: Eukaryota; Metazoa; Mollusca; Bivalvia; Ostreida; Ostreidae. Gene Ontology annotation, biological process: adenylate cyclase-modulating G protein-coupled receptor signaling pathway; cell surface receptor signaling pathway. Gene Ontology annotation, cellular component: plasma membrane. Gene Ontology annotation, molecular function: peptide hormone binding; G protein-coupled peptide receptor activity. The transcript is spliced from 13 exons.